GGCGGCAGAAAGUAAGGACAAAGGAAACCAACGAUAGUUAAAUAAGUGCAAAAGGAAAAUUGAAACCAUUUUAUGUGCGGAGUAGGCAGGCCCCAUUCCAUACAAGUUUUAUACUCUCCGAAUGUCAUUUCUUCAGUAAAUUUUCCUCGCUUGAAACACACACGAUCCACAUAGAUCCAGACAACAUAUUUUCUAGUGAACAAAAACGGUAAAAUCGAACAAUGAGUGACCUUAAAAUGACCGUGUCCCUGACCAGCGUCAACGGAGAGAACAUGUCGCGCCAUGACAUGCUCCAAUGGGUCAAUACCAUGGUGCAGGGCAAAUUCAAAAAGAUCGAAGAGCUCUGCUCAGGUGUUGCCUACUGCCAAAUGAUGGAGCUGAUCUUCCCCAGCUGCAUCAACCUAAAGCGCGUGAAGAUGAGCGCCAAGCUGGAGCACGAGUGCCUGCACAAUCUCAAGCUGUUCCAGGGCGCCUUUACACGGCUCAAGCUGGACAAAACUGUGCCCAUCGAUCGCUUGAUCAAGGGCCGCUUCCAGGACAACUUUGAGUUCCUGCAGUGGUUUAAGAAGUUCUUCGACUCGCAGGCUCCUGGCUUGGAGAACAUCAAAUCGGCGGCCAAUGCGCCCAUUCCGAAACCAAUCAAGCCGCGCGUCUUCGUCAAGGGACAAGUCAGAACAGUUUCGCCACCAUCUAGCGAUAUAGGGGCAGAGGACGAUCUAGCCGUUAGGGACUUAUUAAGAGAGGUAGAGACCUUGAACUUGAAUACCAUCAGCGCCAUGGAGACACGCGACGAUAUCUAUGGCAAGCUUCUUGAAAUCGAAGUCCUGAUGGACAACAUGAUAGAAGCCAAGAAGCACGUGGAUUUCUGCAAUCGCAUCUGUGCCGUGCUGUACAAGACCAUGGAUGGCCAGGCCGCUACACAGAUUCAGCCAAGCAACGGAAAUGCCAAUGGUAACGCCGUCUCCGACAGUGCAUUGGUCACGCCAGAGCCUAAUGAAGAGGAUUGAGGCAUUUUAGAGUGUCAUUGUUGUUCUUAUUUUAUUUUGUAGCAUUAAAGUAUUAAAGUUAUUGUGCAUUAA
Messenger RNA from Drosophila obscura, 1079 nucleotides. Its product is annotated as microtubule-associated protein RP/EB family member 1. Gene Ontology annotation, biological process: protein localization to microtubule plus-end; spindle assembly; regulation of microtubule polymerization or depolymerization. The record is from RefSeq and is a predicted model, not a curated record. Gene Ontology annotation, cellular component: microtubule organizing center; spindle midzone; cytoplasmic microtubule. Lineage: Eukaryota; Metazoa; Arthropoda; Insecta; Diptera; Drosophilidae. Gene Ontology annotation, molecular function: microtubule plus-end binding. The coding region runs from base 222 to 1007 and encodes 261 amino acids. The transcript is spliced from 2 exons.